Molecule: messenger RNA, 2540 nt
Organism: Thunnus maccoyii (southern bluefin tuna)
Lineage: Eukaryota; Metazoa; Chordata; Actinopteri; Scombriformes; Scombridae
Product: endonuclease domain-containing 1 protein-like
Exons: 3
Coding region: 1357-2268 (303 amino acids)
Molecular function (GO): nucleic acid binding; hydrolase activity; metal ion binding
Source: RefSeq, a predicted model, not a curated record
UCAAAUAGAUUUAAAAUAAAAUUAAUCAGAAGUAGACAAAACAGAUAAAAGACAAUGACAAAUAAGAUAGAUAAGAGAGAAUACAACAUGUUGUACUUCCAGCCCUGAAUCAGAGGAAAAUAUUACAGUUUUUACUCCACUACAUUUAUCUGACAGCUAUAGUUACUGGUCACUUUACAGAUUGAGAUUUUACAUGGAAGACAUAUGAUUGUUUUAUAAAAUAUGAUGCAUUAUUAUAGGUUAAACUACCCAACAUCUAUCAACAUCUAUAAAGUAGUUAAAACUUGCUCCACCUCGACCAACUACAACAGCUUCAGCAGUAAUAAUCUAAUAAUAUAUAACACACUGGGGCCAGUUUUCUGUAUUUUGUACUUUUAGUACUUUAAGUACUAAACUAACUUUUGAGCUUAAUAAGGAUGCACUUUUACAUAAGUGACAUAAUCAAUGCUGGACUAACAGAGUUAGUUUUUUUUUACAGUUUGAUAAAGAAUAAGGAUACUACCUCUAUCAGUGUAUGUAGAACAUGUAUCCAUUCAUCAGACUAUGGCAGAUAGACAGGUAGGCAGGUAAAAUGACACAAAAUAGGCACUUACAGACACACACACACACACACACACACACACCCACCCACACACACACACACACACACACACAAACACACAGGAAAUUUGCAGAACGAGAAUUGACCAACUUCCUCUCAACCUUUCUCACCCACAUCCUGUCAUACUGACGGUGAAAUCAAGAAGUGAAAAUCUGUGAAUGUGCACAUAAAACUGGGUCAAACAGACAGACACACAGGCAAAUGAAAUAUACACACAGAGACAGACAGACAGGCCAGAAAAUGUAAAAAGUAGUAGCCUAUAGCAGAGAUAUGUGUACUUAUCUGCUGCAGCAGAAACACCCUAACACAACAAACAUGCCACAGUCAUAUCUCUGUUUGACACACACACACACAUACAAUUUGAGCUGAAUGCUGCUUUGGUGGAAAAAGCAACCCAGUCUAUACUUUGUCAGCUGUUAUCUCUAUCUGUGAGGGUGUGUGACAUGAGCUAUUGUACUGUACACUUAUAUACCCUGUACAUGUGUGUGUGUGUGUGUGUGUGCGUGUACGUGCGUGCAUGUGUGUGGUCCACCUGUGAAAGACAGGAAAGACAAACAUGACAUGUAUAAAUGUUUGUCUUUUCAUAAUUCCAUUUCAGGAUGCAUGACUGCCUUUGCAAGACAUGAGAGUCAUCACGUUAAAACAGCGCUGAGUGACAAGCUGCUGUGUCAUCAACACAAGACUUUAUUCGGACGAGUCACGUCUGUCAGACAGCUACAGGUGGAGGAACGCAGCCUGCUGCUCUGUUAUGUAGGAUGUCUCAAAGGAAGACGCUGCAAUUCUCCACGGGAGCUCUGCUUCUUCUCCUGCCCUGGUUUGGUGGACUGGUCAUCGGAGAGAUCAGCAAAGACUUCUCCCAGUGCCUUGAUUUCUUCUACAACAGAACUCCACCACAGGGUAUCACUGCAGAGGUGUAUCAGCCAAUAUGCCAGCGCUACAAAAACCAGUACCGCUUUGCCAGCCUGUAUCAGCGUCAGCAUCGUGCACCAUUAUACUCCGCGUACAUACUCAGUCCUGCAGAUGGCAAACGACCCAACGCUACUUGGAUGUAUGAACCACAGUUGGCAUUUUCCCGUGCCAGCCCGGAGAUGAAAUCUUUCUUCAUCCCCGCCGACCAGAAUGUGAUUGAGAGCCAGGCAGUGCGUCAGGACUAUAAGUACUCCAACUACACCAAAGGCCAUCUCAAUCCCAGCAUGCACCGGAAGACAAAAGAAGACCGUGAAGCCACCUUCACCCUCACAAACAUUGUUCCUCAGCGGGCAGGCUCCAACUCUGGCCCCUGGAACUCACUGGAAAAUGAUAUGUUAAGAAAAUUCAAGGCCUUCUGUAGAGGGCCUAUGUACGUGAUCACUGGGGUCCUGCCUUAUGAGUCUGGAGCUCACUGGAUCAAUAAGAGGGUGUCUGUUCCUGAGUACAUGUGGUCUGCUUACUGCUGCCCAUCUUACAAUGACAACCUUCCUGAGUCUAUGCAGCCAUUUUUCCCCACAUACGCAGCAGUGGGGAGAAAUGACCGCAACAGCGGAGAGGAGAUUGUGCCAGUUAAUCCCAGGGCGAAGGCCUUUGUGCGGGGCUAUGAUGUGAGGCGGAUGUCUUUAGAGACCCUGGAGAGUAUCCUCGCACAAAGGCUGGCCAUGUCCAUCAGUCUGUUUGAUGGACAGUGUCAGUAACAAAGAUCAAAGCUUUAGAUUCUUACUGAAAUCAUGUGUUAAUAUCCCUCCUGCCUGGCCAGACUCAAGAAGUCUGAGCCAGAGUCUUUGUCCCCUGUUCUUCAUAAACCCCCCUCUUUGUAAUACUGAAUGAUUGUUUGAUUAACCAGAAUAUGAUAGUGUCUCAUGAUGGUUUGAAAUAAAUUUUUCCGAUGAUUAUGGUUUUUUUAAAUAAAUGUUUUCCCCUCUUUUCAGUGUCAUCUUUAAACAUGUUCACUAAUGAUUUUCAAAUA